Molecule: messenger RNA, 1105 nt
Organism: Thecamonas trahens ATCC 50062
Lineage: Eukaryota; Apusomonadida; Apusomonadidae
Product: cell-cell signaling protein
Exons: 2
Coding region: 1-702 (233 amino acids)
Source: RefSeq, a predicted model, not a curated record
AUGAUCAUGGGCAUCGUCAUGGUCAUCAUGGUCAUGGCCAUGGUCAUCAUGGUCAUGGCCAUGGUCAUCAUGGUCAUUAUACCCAUUCCCGGCGCGGCGGCGGUCAUCGACCUCGACGUGACGAGCGACGCAUCGCUGGCCGCCCUCGCCCCGGCCGUCUCUGCGCACACGCCACAGCUCGACCUCGUCAUCUACGCCGCGGGGCUCCUCCACCGCCGCCAUGCCCCGCCGGGCGAGCCUGCCGGGCCCGAGCGCCGGCUGGCUGACGUCUCCCGCGACUCGCUGACGGCAGCCAUGGCAGUCAACGGGUUCGGGCCCAUCCUCGCCGCCGCCGCCCUGGAGAAGCUCGUUCCGCGGCGGGAUCGGCAUGCGGUGUGGGCGACUCUCACCGCCCGCGUCGGCUCCAUCGGCGACAACGGGCUCGGCGGGUGGUACGCCUAUCGCGCCUCCAAGGCCGCCGCCAACAUGCUCAUGCGGACGCUCGCCAUCGAGUGGCGCCGAUCGCGGCCGGCCGCCACCGUCCUCGCCAUCCACCCGGGCACCGUCGCCACUCCGCUCUCUGCCCCCUUCCGCUCCCCCGACCAUCCGGGCGUACUGCCCGCCGCCGACGCCGCCGACAACAUCCUCGCCCGCAUCGCGGACGCCGAGCCCUCGCUCUCGGGCUCCUUCCUCGCCUACGACGGCUCGCCCAUCGAGUGGUAGCUGUCGCCCAUCGCCAUCGUCAUCGCCAUCGCUGCCGUUUACCACCACGUCCCCGCCGCCCGUACAAUCGUCAUGUAGCCCUCUGGGCUGAUCCGCGGGUGCUCGGCGAGCAUGCACUUGACCUUGUCCCACCGCAGACUGUACCUCGGCUUCUCCGCCGGAUCCAUCACCCGCGUUGCCCGCCGGACCGCCGCUGCCACCAUCGCCACCGGGUUGGCCACCCGCUCAUCGCUGAUGAUCGCCGCGAGCACUGCACUGUGUCCGUGCUGGAUGGCAAUGGCCACGCUCUCGUCGAGAAUCGGCAGGGGCGACACGCCGCCGUCCAGCAAUGCCGCCACUGCGCCAGCUUGUCUGUUGCAUGCCGCCAGCCGCAGCGCCACCAGCCGCUCCUGGUGCCCGAUGC